Molecule: messenger RNA, 1446 nt
Organism: Trifolium pratense (red clover)
Lineage: Eukaryota; Viridiplantae; Streptophyta; Magnoliopsida; Fabales; Fabaceae
Exons: 9
Coding region: 1-1446 (481 amino acids)
Source: RefSeq, a predicted model, not a curated record
AUGAACUCUCCUUUGUCUACUUUGAGAGAUUUGCACCCUGGGAGGACUGACCGGGCUGUGAGAGCUCGUGUGAUCAGGUUGUGGUUAUCUACCAGCACUUUAAUCCCAGCUAGGAUUAUCUCAAUUGGAUUUAUUUUGCUCGAUAGUGAGGGUAACAAAAUCUAUGGUAUUGUGCAUGCUGAGCAUGUUGAUCGUUAUCUUCGGUUGCUUGUGGAAGAGCGUGUUUAUCUGUUUCUGAAUUGUCAUGUUGCUGAGAAUCGUGGUGUUUUUUUCCCGACUGAUAAUCCGAAUAUGAUGGUUUUGGAUUCAGUGACUGUUGUGGUUCCUUCACGUUGUGAGGUUAUUCAUGUUAUUGGAGUUCUUACCUGUGUGCGUUACGAGGCUUCUUCGUCCAGUACGCGUGGGUUGGAUGUUGUGGUUAAGUUUUGUCUUGUUGAUGAUAGUGGGGAGUUUAGGUGUUCUUUGCGUGGGGAAUAUGUGGAAAAGUUCCAGAGUUUGUUUAGGGAGGGCGAUCCAAGGCUCCUUGUCUUUGUUAUGCAGUUUGUCAAAAUUGGUCAAGAAAAUGGUGAGCUCGUGGUUGAGUAUGUUGGUGGUGUAUCUAGGAUGUUAUUGAAUCCUCCUCUUAGGGCGGUCUACCGUUUGAGGACAAGGUUGGAAAAUUUUGGACGCCUUCCUUGUAUAAUGCGUGAUGUCUCUGCUCCUGGUUGUGUUGUGCCUUUGCGCUAUCAGUUUCAUGGCUUCUAUCAUGAUAAGUCUUUGGGUCAGCUCCUGACCAUUCCUGACGAUGGUCCCUUUGUGGUGUGUGCUGCAAUCACCGGUUUGGAGAGGGUGCAUAUGAAGAUGUUUGCGGUCUGUUCGUGUGGUGGCUCUUUGGUUCUUUCUGAUGGUGUCUACUAUUGCUUUAAUUGUCGUGUUUCUAUGACUUGUGUUAAAUUUGGGUUGAGAUUUGAUGUUUCGGAUGGCCUGUGUGCUGCUGCUUUUGGAGUGUUUGAUGAUUUUUUGGGUGGUGUCGGUGCACUUAACUUUAAUGCAAUGGGUAUUGGUUAUGCUUUGUAUGGCGGUGGAGCAAAAAUCUUGAAGGAUAGGCCUGUUGUUUUGAUAGUCAGGAGGUGUCCUGUCGGUGUUACUGUUGCUGGUCCUGCGUGGGAAGUUCUUGCUAUCACUAAUGAUGUCGUUGCUCUUAGAAAAAAAAAAUCAAUGUUGAGGUCUCUUGUUAGUUUGGAUGAUGUUUCGUGUGACUUGUCUCUUGAUUUGCAUGAUCUCCCAAGUGAUGGUCUUGAUGCGUUUGAUGGUGGUGUUGUUGACGUUGCUGGUCACCAGGUAGUUGUUAUUCCCAGUGAUGACGAUGCGGUUGGUUCUAGCGGUACUGCUAGGGGUGUUAAUUAUUUGCUUGAUGUGGAUGAGUGUUGGCUGCUGCGCUUGUUGUGGUUUCCAAUUUCUAUAUAG